AUGUACAAGAAUAUGCAGGACCCUGGAGAGAAGGUGGGCUCGAGUGCUCUCAUAUGGGAUCACCAUAAUAUUCCCAAGCAUGGAUUUAUAGCUUGGCUUGCUAUGCUGAGGAGAUUGAAAACUAGAGACAGAUUACAUAACAUUGGGCUAUGUCCUAUGGAUCAGUGCCCUCUCUGUGAGAUUGAGCAGGAAAAUCACGAGCAUUUGUUUUUUGCUUGUCAUUUUAGCAAGCAAUGUGUACAGCUAAUAAAAGAGUGGCUGGGUAUUACAGCUUGUACAGUGAACUACACCCAGUUGCUAAGAUGGUUACAGAGAAGACAUAAAGGUAGUAAGUUCAGGAAAAGAGUUAUGAAUGCAAGUGUGAUUGCUAUACUUUAUAUAGUCUGGAGGGAAAGGAAUAAUGCGGUGUGGAACUCUAAGAUAUACACAGUGCAAAAAUGUGUCACUGACAUCAAAUAUAGUAUAAUAACCAGAGUGAAGGAUAGGUUACCUAAGAAGAUAAGUGCAGCUAAUGCUAGAUGGUUUGAACAGUUGUAUUGUUGA
Messenger RNA from Beta vulgaris subsp. vulgaris (sugar beet), 543 nucleotides. RefSeq lists its product as uncharacterized. NCBI's taxonomy places the organism in Eukaryota, Viridiplantae, Streptophyta, Magnoliopsida, Caryophyllales, Amaranthaceae. The record is from RefSeq and is a predicted model, not a curated record. The coding region runs from base 1 to 543 and encodes 180 amino acids. The transcript has a single exon.